This is a messenger RNA of Didymosphaeria variabile, 1614 nucleotides long. RefSeq lists its product as uncharacterized. The record is from RefSeq and is a predicted model, not a curated record. Gene Ontology annotation, molecular function: myo-inositol:proton symporter activity. The transcript has 2 exons. NCBI's taxonomy places the organism in Eukaryota, Fungi, Ascomycota, Dothideomycetes, Pleosporales, Didymosphaeriaceae. Bases 1 to 1614 code for a protein of 537 amino acids. Gene Ontology annotation, biological process: transmembrane transport. Gene Ontology annotation, cellular component: membrane.
AUGACUAUCACUGAGAUCAAGGACGCUAAGGAGCUCGCGAUGCACAACGAGUACACCGAGGAUGUCGCCGUCUCCAACCAACUUGAUAUCCUCGAGCUGGACGCCAUCGAACAGACGCCGACCGGAAAAUUCGUCUGGCUCGUCACACUCACUGCCUCGAUUGCGGGUGCGCUCUUUGGCUACGACACUGGAAUUAUUUCCGCCGUUCUCGUCUAUCUGGGUACCGACCUCGAUGGCCGCGUCAUGAAUGCAGGAGAGAAGGAAGCUAUCACUUCGCUGUGUUCUGGUGGAGCUUUCUUUGGUGCCAUCAUGGCCGGUCUCACUGCCGACAAGUAUGGUCGCAAGGCGGGCAUCUAUGUCGGGUGCUUGCUCUUCACCAUUGGUGCGAUACUUCAAGGAGCAUCAUACACCUUUGCUCAGAUGUGCGUCGGUCGUCUGAUAGUCGGUCUUGGUGUCGGCUCAGCUGCUAUGAUCGCGCCUUUGUACAUUGCCGAGAUCGCGCCCACUAAGUACAGGGGACGUAUGAUUGGUCUGAAUAACAUGUCCAUCACUGGUGGUCAAGUUAUCUCUUACGCCAUUGGAGCUGGAUUCGCACACGUCCCGAAUGGUUGGAGAUACAUGGUCGGUCUUGGUGGUGUUCCCUCAAUCGCAUUGGCUUGCCUGCUACCUUUCUGCCCGGAGUCGCCUCGUCAAUUGAUCUUCCGCGGACGCGAAGAUGAAGCGAAGAAGGUCUUUGCGCGUGUCUUCCACUCUGCCACUGAGGAACAAAUCAACAACAAGAUUCGUCUCAUCAAGUCCUCCAUCGAGCAGGACAUAACAGUCACCGAAGGAAAGACCCGCUGGCAGCUCAUCAAAGAGCUGCAUACGGUUCCACGAAAUCUCCGCGCCCUUGUUGUAGCAUGCGGUCUAAUGGUCGUCUCCCAGAUGUCCGGAUUCAACACGCUUAUGUACUACUCCUCCACGCUAUUCGCACUCGUCGGUUUCUCCAACCCCACUGCCGUUGGUCUCGUCGUCGCCGGAACCAACUUCGUGAUGACUGCCAUCAACGGUUUUGUCGUCGAUCCCUGGGGUCGCCGAAAAGUGCUUGUUACUCUAUCAUGGGGCAUGUCAGCUGGACUGCUCGCUGUGGCUGUGGCAUUCGUCUACAUACCAAUCAACACUGCAACACUUGAGCUUGAGCAGUCGACUGUUUCCACGGCUGCUAUUGUUGUGUUAGUUUUUAUCAUCUGGUUCGUCAUCUUCUACGGUGUCACUGUGGGCAACACUGCCUGGAUGAGCACCGACUUCUUCAGCCAUGAGGUACGAAGCAUGGGUACAAUGUGGCUAACCUGCUCUUGCUGGGCUUCCAAUGUCAUCGUUUCUUCGACUUUCCUCACCCAGAUGCACUCUCUCACUCCCUGCGGAACUUUCGGCUUCUACGCUGCCAUCUGCUUCAUCGGCUGGCUCCUUAUCAUUUUCUUCUACCCUGAAGUCUCCGGUCUUACUAUUGACGAGACAACCGAAGUGUUCGACAAGCCAACGUUCAAAAUGGUCAGUGAGGCUCGCAAGCUGAGGAAAGAACGCCAGGCUGCCGGCCAACUUCUGAAGGUCGAGAAAUCAAUGGGUGGACACUAG